Messenger RNA from Microtus oregoni (creeping vole), 1778 nucleotides. RefSeq names its product C-type lectin domain family 2 member E-like. The record is from RefSeq and is a predicted model, not a curated record. Gene Ontology annotation, cellular component: external side of plasma membrane. The transcript is spliced from 6 exons. Lineage: Eukaryota; Metazoa; Chordata; Mammalia; Rodentia; Cricetidae. Bases 1 to 684 code for a protein of 227 amino acids.
AUGUCUGCUAUAGAGGCUGAAGAGACUCCCAUGAACAUGCUAAAAAAAGAAACAUCUACCCCAGACCACCUACGAGAGGGAGACAUGGGUAAAAAACAGCAAGGAAAAUGUCUCAGAAAGAGCCCCACCCAGCCUCGUGUUAAGCUUUACUGCUGCUAUGCAGUGAUCAUGGUCCUCAGCGUAACUGUAAUUGCACUUUCUUUUGCUUUGUCAGGAUUUAGAAUCUCUUCAGGAGAAAAGUGUUCUGGUCCAGUAAAGGAUAAAAAUGUUGAAGUGAAAAAGGAAAAUGCAGUCACUUCGCCCCCUGCACCAUGCUUUGCCACUUGUCCAAAUGACUGGAUUGGACUUGGAAGUAAAUGUUUUUAUUUUUCUGAAGUUGAGAGAAAUUGGACAUUAAGCCAGAACUACUGCAUGGCACAUGAGGCCCAACUAGCUGGAUUUGAAACUCUGGAGGAGUUGAAUUUCCUGAAGACAUAUGCAUGGAAAUUUCAGUACUGGAUUGGCUUGCACAGAGAAUCAUUACAACACCCUUGGAAGUGGACAAACAGCACUGAAUAUAAUAACUUGGAACCUGUCCUAGGAGAUGACAACUGGGCCAUACUGUCUAUGAAGGAGAUCUCCAGUAACAAGAGCUUCGUAGAAAAAUACUGUAUUUGUAGCAAACACAACAGCUACACAUAUUAGUAUUUAGUGCCCAGUAAUUUUUUAUCUAAGGUAGAGAAAUUGUCAAAGUAUUUGUGAAAAACCUGUUAUAUCUUACCCAUGGUUUAUGUUACAUUAUAUCAAAUCAAUUCAUAAUGUGUGAUGGCACCAGGGAUGAAAACUAUCUUAGAGGACUAUACUUUCAGAUACUUGGGAGAGAGACCGUAGAUGACUGUACAUUAAAUAGGUGUUCAGGUAUGAGUUGGUACUCAUAUUUUAAGCCUAAAGUACAAUGAAAUUUUUUGUGACCUCUACUUUUAUGGCCACUUAUGAACUUUUACUUCAUUACUUUCUCUUUGAAAUGCCUUGAAUAUUAAAAAAAUGAACAGAAAGUGAAAUUCUGGAAAUAAUUUAAUAACCACAGGAAAGAUGUUUGUUGUCUCAGUCUCCAAAUGUUUUUAGAAACAGUUAACUUUUUUAUUUUUUACAAAAUUUAAUGACAAACAUGAAUGGAGAUCUAGACAUGAUUAAAACUAAUAUCAUACACACUGUAAUUUUAUUCACUAGAAAUCUUGUCAAAAUAUUUUUGGAGUUUGCUUCUCAGUUUACAAUUUUUAAUUACAGUGGACUAAGAACUAUUACAAGGAAUGCCAUUUUACUCUCUUAAUUUAAUUUUUGAGAAUUGCAUACAUAUGCAAGCCAUUUUAAUUCAUUCCUUGUUUCAUAAGGAGCCUUCUUAUACAUUUGAUGCAUAGACUUAUAAUAUUUACAUACUUUUGAGUUUUAAGAACAAAAUACUUAUGUUAUUGUUUGAUCAUUCAUAGCACUGCACUAACAAGUCCCCAGAAGAAAAAAAUUACAGGUUACAAAUAUCCAUUUUGUUUACACUGUCUUUUUACUGUAUUGAUAUAUAAAUUAAACCUACUUUCACAUGACUGUCAAGCAUUCACUAUUAAUCUGUACCACCACCCCCUUCUAUAAUACUUAUUUUGUAACUUGGUUUCUCUGUAAUUCCCAGAUGACUGGAAUUAUAGUUAUAUAUCACCAUACAGGCUAUACCAUUGCUAAUUAUUUUUUAAAUGUAUCAUUUCCCCAUAUAAGCUUUUUGUUUGUUUUAAAAUUUAUUUAUUUAUGUA